AUGCCGUACGUCAUGGUUAUGGGAAGUCUUAGCGCACCUCACCUAUCAAAAGAUGAGGGUGCUACUGUGUAUGGACUUAAAAGUGAAGAGCGAGCUUCAUUAGUAAGGGAGUUGAACACGUCUUUCGGCAUGCAGGUAGCAAUGUUAUCAGAGCCGGAGAGAACAGUAAGAGUAACACAGAAAGGGCUUACUCUAGUCGUGGUGAAUCGUCUUCACGCAUUAUUUGGGUACGACGUCGUCUCACACGCCAUGGCAAUGACAAAUGCCAAUCGGGAGCUGGUCUCAUUUACUAUGUACAAGAAAACCAGUACAAGUUCACAAGGUCAAGGACAUAGCCACAAUCAAGCACAUGUCACUGGACACAGCCAUUCACACAGGAAUUCUCCCAAGGGCCACAGCAGUGUGGUCACACUCUAA
Spodoptera littoralis (African cotton leafworm) is the source of this 417-nucleotide messenger RNA. NCBI's taxonomy places the organism in Eukaryota, Metazoa, Arthropoda, Insecta, Lepidoptera, Noctuidae. The record is from the annotation of a GenBank genome assembly.